Toxorhynchites rutilus septentrionalis is the source of this 1637-nucleotide messenger RNA. Its product is annotated as cysteine dioxygenase type 1. Gene Ontology annotation, molecular function: cysteine dioxygenase activity; ferrous iron binding. The record is from RefSeq and is a predicted model, not a curated record. Lineage: Eukaryota; Metazoa; Arthropoda; Insecta; Diptera; Culicidae. The transcript has 4 exons. Gene Ontology annotation, biological process: L-cysteine catabolic process. Bases 631 to 1374 code for a protein of 247 amino acids.
CCUUGUUGACGUUGCGCGCUGGUUGAGGCUUGUACUUUUACUGAUAAGGGAGUGACGACUGGAAACUCCUGUUGAUAGUCAAUGAACACAAAAGUAAUUGCGAACACAAGGGAAGUAACGUUGAGAGUGAUCAAGAGAUGUGUGCUGAAUUUAAUUUGAUUGUGCGAAAAAUGUUAAAUUUUCUCUGCAUGUCGCUAUGUCUGGUCAGUCGUUUGCCGAGCGUUAAACCAGAAACAUCAUAAUCGAUUGCGUUUUAGUCAGUGUGUAUAAAUAGUAAUACGAAAUACAGAAUUGAAUUGAUUUGUUUGUAAAUACAGGAUAACAAUUUAAAUUUAGCAAAACGAUCAAGCCAUUUAUGUUAAGUUAUCAAUUUGAUGUGUGCUUCAGUGUGAUAUAAUAUUGGCUGUAAAACAAUUUGUCAACCUGUAAGACUGUAACAGGUGGUAUAGUGUUGUGGAGAAUUUGCACACCAGUCCGAAGCAUACUCAUAAAAGAAAUCGGAUAAUUAUAGCCCUAACAGAAGAACUACAGCGUAUAGUAGCGCCAACAUUACCAACAUCACAGCGAUCGAGAAUAAGAACAACGCGCACAUCGCAUCAUCGACAACAUCAUAUACCACAGUGAUUCACGAUGACGUCUCUGGUGCCCGUCGAAAACAAUAAUACCAUCACCGUGGAACAACAGCAACGGGAAACGUACCUCCGUGAACUCACCAAGACAUUCGUUGGAAUCGAAAAACCACUGAAAAACGCGCCAAGCUGCGCAACGUUGGCCGAGCUUAUCAGCGAAUUACACAAGACAUUCGACUCGAAUCACGUUAACAUCGAAUACGUUAACCAUUUGAUGCUGAGUUACCAGUCCAACCCAGCGGAGUGGCGAAGAUUUGCCAAAUUUGAUCGAUUCAGAUAUACUCGCAAUCUGGUCGAUGCAGGCAACGGAAAGUUUAAUCUGUUGAUCUUAUGCUGGAACGAAGGACACGCUUCGGCUAUCCACGAUCAUGCGGACUCCCACUGCUUCAUGAAGAUGCUCAAAGGAGAAUUGACUGAGAUACGGUAUGCUUGGCCGAAGUACGCUUCGGAAAAUGAUGCCAUAUCCAGCGGCACCGAUAACAGUUCUUUAAAGGAUGAAUAUGAUGGAAAUGAACUUGAAGAAAUUUCCCGCUCAAUUAUGGAAACCAACGGAGUUUGUUACAUCAACGAUACAUUAGGUUUGCAUCGGGUCGAAAAUCCAAGCCACUCGGACGUGGCGGUCUCACUGCAUCUGUACUGCCCACCAUUUGACACGUGCUCGAUUUUCAACAAACAAACCGGCAAACGUACAAAGUGCAAGGUUACCUUCUGGAGCAAAUACGGAAAACGAGAACCACAAGAAUAGAAUCAAAAUACACCAUGCUCAAUGAACUUCCGAACUGUGAGAAACUUACAAAGAAAUACUUCCUACAAGUGAGAUUUUACAAGUUGAACCAUUCCGGCCUCCAAAUAUUUUGAUAACUAGAAAUUAAGGCAAAAUAAAGUAUAUUUUAAUAUUUUACAAGUAAUAUUCACAUGCUGUGAAUUUCAAAACUAAUAAGUAAGAAAUAUUUUACCUUUGUUUGAGACUAUACAUAUUGAUAUUCAAAUAUAUUUUAGUCCAAUAGA